Histoplasma mississippiense is the source of this 1143-nucleotide messenger RNA. RefSeq lists its product with no specific name. Gene Ontology annotation, cellular component: fungal-type cell wall. NCBI's taxonomy places the organism in Eukaryota, Fungi, Ascomycota, Eurotiomycetes, Onygenales, Ajellomycetaceae. Gene Ontology annotation, biological process: carbohydrate metabolic process; fungal-type cell wall organization. Gene Ontology annotation, molecular function: hydrolase activity, hydrolyzing O-glycosyl compounds; glycosyltransferase activity. The transcript has 4 exons. The record is from RefSeq and is a predicted model, not a curated record. The coding region runs from base 1 to 1143 and encodes 380 amino acids.
AUGAAGCUUUCUUCGGGCUCCAUGGCCGGUUUGGCUAUGUCCCUGCUCUCAGGUUCCAAAUUAGUUGCUGCUCAGACUUGGACCUCCUGCAAUCCCAUGGAAAAGACUUGCCCUCCAGAUCCUGCUCUUGGAGGGACGGCUGACUUCGAGUUCCACUCCGUCUCUGAGCGAUUCGACGUCCUCGGGGGUGCCCCAACAUAUGGCUCAAAUGGGGCUUCCCUAGCCGUAGCCAAGCAGGGUGAUGCACCCACCCUUGUCUCGAAAUUCUACAUCAUGUUUGGCCAUGUUGACUUUGUCAUCAAAGCCGCCCCUGGCCGAGGCAUCGUCAGCAGUGCGGUCUUACAAUCCGACGACCUGGACGAGAUUGAUUGGGAAUGGCUUGGUGUAGACAACGCCCAGGUGCAAACCAACUACUUUGGAAAGAAUCAGCAGGGCACCUUUGACCGUGGCCAGUUCCACGCCAAUCCGGGCAAUCAAGAUGGCUUUCAUACUUACUCGAUCGACUGGAAUAGCGAUCGGCUUAUCUGGCAGAUCGAUGGUCAGACUGUCCGUACCCUUACUGCCGCCUCUGCUGGUGCAUCGUACCCGCAAACCCCUAUGCAGAUCAAGGCUGGUGUCUGGGCCGGCGGUGAUCCUUUCCAAUCCUCCUGGAACUAUCGUGGUAGUUGGCAGUCCAUUGAAGCCAUUGGUGGUAAGGUCAAUGGCCACGGAACUCCUGGCUCGGGCCCACAGGUAGAGUCUUCAAUCCCCCCUGCAGAAGCCACCCGGCCCCCAACCACCAAAGGUAUAAUACACCCAAGCGAGUAUCCUUGGGUUCCAUCUAGUACCCUCAAACCUGAGAGUACACCGUCAAUAACCUCGUUUGCAGGGCUCCCCAGUGAAUGGAUAGUCACAGACUCUGGGAGAGCCACACCGCCGUCCACGGCUUCUAGCGCAUCCCAGUCUGCUUCACGAUCGUCGCCUUCAUCUCCGGUCUCGGUCUCCUCUUCCGCUGGUGGCCCUGAAUCGCCCUCAGCCACUGGUACAAGUUCACCAAAUGCCACAGUUGCUCCCGGAACAGGUGCAGCUAAUCUCAAUUUCCCUAUCUCAUAUGGGGUCUCUGCUAUUUGUGGCUUGAUUGCUGCCGUCGCCUUCUUCCAAUAG